This is a messenger RNA of Telopea speciosissima, 1514 nucleotides long. RefSeq lists its product as uncharacterized. Gene Ontology annotation, biological process: regulation of DNA-templated transcription. Gene Ontology annotation, molecular function: DNA-binding transcription factor activity. Lineage: Eukaryota; Viridiplantae; Streptophyta; Magnoliopsida; Proteales; Proteaceae. Bases 127 to 1230 code for a protein of 367 amino acids. The record is from RefSeq and is a predicted model, not a curated record. The transcript is spliced from 5 exons.
UUUUUUCUUUAAAUUUUUUUUCUUUCUUGUUCUGAUACUAGGGUUCGUUUCUUGGAGUACAGCGGAAGAGAAGCGGACCACAUAGUUGCUAAUUUCGAUCUGACAGGAAUUGUUUCUAUUUUUGCCAUGGCAAAUUCAAAGGGUUCUUCAAACAUCAGAAAUUUUCCAUACUCAGGAAAACAAUCACUGCUGCCUCCUAAAAGCCCCUUUCCAAGCAUUCCAUCAUCCUAUGGUGACUACGGCACCAGUUCUGCAAUAGGAUCAAAAGGUAUUCCGAAGCCAAGAGAGGGGCAUAGACACCACCAACGUACUUCCUCUGAGAGCUUUCUAAUAGAGGAGCAACCCUCUUGGCUUGAUGAUCUCCUUAAUGAGCCAGAGACACCUGUGCGAAGAGGUCAUCGGCGGUCUUCAAGUGACUCGUUGGCUAAUGCUUCUAACAUGGAAUAUGUAGCUCAGGAGGACAAGUUAAAAAAUGCCUCUGGACCUACUUGGGGAUCAUUGGAAUUUGAUCCUUAUCAAGAUGCACGACAUGCUUCAUUCUAUACUGAGCCAAAUUCUUUUGGGAGGCAGCAGAAUAGGUCAUGGGAUUCUUUAUUGAAUUCUGUUAACUACCAAAGUGGCCAGCAAUCUUCCUGGGAUAAUAUUGUACGUCAAAGCUCUGGACCAUUGUUAGUUCCGCAGGAACCAGAUGGGGUUUCAUCUACUGCUACUGACAGGCAAGAACUGGAGGAGUCUGGGUCCAAUAAUCCAAGAGGUUCUUCUGAUAAGAGGGAUUACUCUUAUGCUAAGCCUUCUGCAUCAGAGACAGAUCCAAAGCGUGCUAAACAGCAAUUUGCUCAACGGUCACGAGUCCGGAAACUGCAGUACAUAGCUGAACUGGAAAGGAAUGUCCAAGCUUUACAGGCUGAAGGGUCUGAAGUUUCAGCUGAGCUUGAAUUUCUGGACCAGCAGAAUCUUAUAUUGAGCAUGGAGAACAAAGCACUGAAGCAACGACUAGAAACUUUAGCACAGGAGCAACUUAUAAAAUACUUGGAGCAGGAGAUGUUGGAGAGGGAGAUUGCAAGGCUACGGGCCUUGUAUCAGCAACAACAGCAGCAACCACCACAAGCAGCAUCAGCUCAUCGCCGGGCCAGCAGCAGAGACUUGGAUUCCCAAUUGGCCAGCCUCUCUUUAAAGCACAAAGAGGCCGGUUCUGGUCAUGAGCCAGUCACUGGGCCACUCCGUAUUUGAGUUCUCAUAGGAUGUGUCAUAUUAUUCAGGCUAUGUCGUAUUUGCGUUCACAUAGGAUGUGCCAUAUUUUGUACCUUUCCUUGCAGCAUACUGGCGACCAAGGUAGUGUCUUUCAUGCAGAGGCACCAACUGUGGUCAUCACUCAUCAGAAUCCUGACGCCCUGACAGUACCACUAUGCUGAACCAUGUUGUGUUUAUGGUAUCUUCAUGCGCACCUGUUGGUCAUUGCCGGAGAAAGUUUGAUUUUCUGGCAGGUGAUUCAUCGGAGGUGAUAACUACAUCAU